AUGGAGUCUUGUACGUGGGCGCGGAUGAAGGUCAUGAUCAUAACGAUACUGGCAUUCGGUGGGCUUCCUUUGGAGUUUGGCGCUUCAGCGUCGUACACUAACCGCCAGUCAGCGUUUUCGGCAAGCGCGUGGUCAGGGUUUCCACCUUCUGGGGCAAGCCUGAUACCGGGGGUCGCCGCGCCGCGCGACAGGCUACCGAUCAGCGUCCUGCCCCUGAUAGCCCGCCAUUCAGUUGCAGAGCAGAAAACCCCUUCAGACGGUAUUUGGCCUAGGAUAGACAUGAUGGAUGCUUUGCAAAAUAACAGACCCCUUGCUAUGCAUACCGGUGCGUCUUCUUCUGGAGGAUGGUCCCACGGUGCGCCAGCAGCUACCUCGUAUGGACCGAGUCGACCCGUUGCGCUGCAGACUGGCACGCACAGAGGAAUCCCUGGCGAGCUAUCGCGCACCAAUGAGACACUACUCGCAGGUGAGGCUUUACCAGAUGUGCUCGACGUACAUCUCCUGCACCCACAGGGUGGGCACGGCGCGAAGAUCGUGGUUCCAGUCAUGCUUCCCAUUGUACCGUCGUUUCAGAGGGCUGGAAAAAACCAAUACACUUUGGCAUCCGUCGGUCUUUCGCCUGACGAGGAUGAGGCUGUGUCGCUCCUGCAAGGCCUAGAUGUGUCCGAGGAGACCUUCAGGAACGUUCAACCGCUUACAUCACUGCGUACAAAAACCCUGCAUCAGGAGCUGAGUAACGCAUCAGGUGGUAUCAGCUUCAAUGAUUUCGACACAAAAAAAUUUCUUGCCGAUGUCAAGGAGUUAGUAGAUGGAGAUGCAGCAUUGAGCAAGGCCAUGAAAAAAGCCGCUACAAUGGCGGACGAGGAGAUUCGCAACUAUUGCGAAUUAAGAGAUCUGAAGUGCACCACUAUGCGCGAGUUUGCGCGCGACCUUCCAGAGAUUGUCGAGGAAUGGCCUUUUUCUAAAAUUGUAGAAAGCUUCUUGAGCCACGUCGAACAGAUAGAGGCACUGGCCAGCCAUACUACGAUGACUGGUCUCCGUCCCCAAACGGACAGUGACUCUCAUGGGGGCCAAAUGGCAAUGCAUGCCGGACAGCUACAGGAAGCAGGAUAUCCUUUGCAGGUGGUCUCCGCAGUGAUUUCUCCAGUUACCACAUUCUUGUGGGCGCUGGAAGAGGAUCUUAAAGGCUCUCUGGACAGCCUGGACACGGCUCUUGCUUUGGGCGCAACUGACGCUACUCUUCCUUGGUCUCCGGCUCAUUUUGAUGCCAUGAGUGACAACGCUCGAACCGACGAGUGCAUUAUGACAGAGAAAGCCACACCCGCGAUGCUGGCAAAGUGCAAGACUUUUGUGUUGGAGAUCCCUAUAUCACCUUGCGGCCGAGACGAGUUGCCGAGGGACAACGAGGACAACGGGGGCCCGCCUUCAAGCGUGCUGUUAUGGGGUUUUGAGCUUUCAUGUCGCUCUCAUCUCGCGUGCGCUCAAAAUCUGGAUCAACAACGACCAGACCUCUUGGACGGCGUAUAUAAGCUUGUUGAGUUAGGUCCUGGUGCUGCUCCGGUGUAUGUUAAGGAUUUCCCCGACGGCAGCGGGUGGACGGUGGGUGACCGUCGCGUUGAACGUCUUUAUCUGACCCACUCAUUACCGGGCAGCCGUGGCACCACCGAUGAGAGUUCAUGGGCAGCCAUUGUCCCCAAUGAUCCCCAUAUAGAGGACCUGAAUGGAAAGCCUUACCCGUUCGCGUACAUCGCAACUGAUGACCUUCCUUCUUCGUCGCACGUGGCUGUCGGAUCAGACGGUUCUACUGAAAGCAACGGGGGCGUGCUACAGAGAUAUAAUCUUCCAUCACAGCUAAUGCGGUGGCGUCUUGUCCCUUCUGGCCUGCCAGAUCAAGGAAUUCGCUUCUUUCCUGCUCUAGUGAAGGCCGUACUUUGCACUAUGUUUGCCGACCCCCCUGAUCUGCUAAGAUGA
Molecule: messenger RNA, 1971 nt
Organism: Besnoitia besnoiti
Lineage: Eukaryota; Apicomplexa; Conoidasida; Eucoccidiorida; Sarcocystidae
Exons: 6
Coding region: 1-1971 (656 amino acids)
Source: RefSeq, a predicted model, not a curated record